GUCUCUGGUAUUCAUGCGUCGGCAAAGGAGCGCGGUUCCUGAAGAAAAAACAGCGGCAGUGGGCGCUUGGUCCACCGUAUUGUCUGUCCGCACGAUACCUGCACGUUGGCGCGUGUAUCGCCGCUUACUUGGCCGGUUUCUCUCCACGUUUCGACGACUUGCGGGCGCCUGGAACGUAAUCUCGGUGAGGCCAUAGCAGCAGUUUGUAAUCUUGCCUAACGUCAAGCUUUCAGUUAGCUCGUAGCCGCGAUGUCGGGUGUCGUGCGAGGCCCUGCUGGGAACAACGACUGCCGAAUUUACGUUGGAAACCUGCCCCCGGACAUCCGCACCAAAGAUGUGGAGGACGUGUUCUACAAAUACGGGACGAUCCGAGACAUCGACCUGAAGAACCGGAGAGGAGGGCCGCCUUUCGCCUUUAUUGAAUUCGAGGACCCGCGGGACGCCGACGAUGCCGUCUAUGGGCGUGAUGGUUACGACUACGACGGCUACAGACUGCGUGUGGAGUUUCCACGGAGCGGCAGGGGCUCCAGAGGCGGCUUCGGUGGGAUUGGCGGGGCACAAAGAGGCAGAUACGGGCCACCGUCCAGACGAUCCGAGUACAGGGUCGUUGUGUCGGGGCUCCCUCAGAGCGGCAGCUGGCAGGACUUGAAGGACCACAUGCGUGAGGCAGGCGACGUGUGCUACGCCGACGUUUACAGAGAUGGAACCGGAGUUGUAGAGUUUGUGCGCAAAGAGGACAUGACCUAUGCCGUUCGAAAGCUGGACAACACCAAAUUCCGCUCCCAUGAGGGAGAGACUGCUUACAUUCGUGUGAAAUUAGAUGGUCCCCGCAGCCCAAGUUACGGAAGAUCUCGCUCACGCAGCCGUGGCAGCCGGAGCAGGAGCCGCAGUCGCAGCGCCAGCCGCAGUCGCAGCAAUUCCCGUGGCCGUGGCAGAGGAUCGCCCCGCUACUCGCCUCGUCACAGCCGUUCUCGCUCCCGUUCCUAAACCUUUCUACCACCGAUGUGUUGCCCUUUUGAUGUAUACCCUCCUGUUUUUACCUCUUAUGAGUUCCUCCAGAUGUCAGCUAUUGAUUUUUAAUUUUGGCAUUUCUUGUCCCGAUGUCCUUGUGGAUGAUCUUGGUAUGUAGAUGUACACCCCUCCCUCCUUCCUCCCGUCUCCUCCUUUCGACCUUUCCCCCUUCCCCUCUCCUGCAGCUUUGUCCUUUUGUUUUCUCCCUCUCGCCCUUCUUUCUGUCCUCUCAAUUUUUGCAAAAUAAGAAGUUGUGCUGUGUUGAACUUCAAAAAUGUUGAGUUGUUUUGAGCUGCACUCAAUGUUUUUGCAAGUGUUGAAAAUUGAAUAUUUUUUUUGUUCUUUCUUUUUCUUUUCUUUUUUAAAAAAAAUAGCUUCUCUUAUUGGAUAUGUGGGGUGGGCUGUUUGGACGGGGAGCCCAAUGCUUAACUGUAUUUUACCCUUGUGUCUUCCUUUAGACAUCUGAAGAGAAGGAUUAAAGUGAUUUGGAAUAAAACCAUUGUGGAGCACAUUUCAUUUGUAUGGUCAGGAUAGGACAUCUAGGAGCAAUCAGGUCGAGGCAAUGGUUUUGAUUGGAGGAGUGGCUCAGUGGAUCCCAAUCCUUGGAGCUGGAUGAGUGGAUCGAUUAGGGAAGGGAUAGGCAAGGAUGGAUGCUCGGAAACGGGAGCAGUUUUUCCAGGAUUCAAAUGAGAGUUGAUUCAGAACUAAUUAACGGGAGUCCCAGAGCAACUCUUGUUUUUUUUUUUUCUCUCGAUUAGGCCCCCCUGCCUAAAGUUUUUCAGUGAUAAUGGCUUUAUUUUACAAGAAAACGAAAACUGAGGACCAGGAAGUUGGAUCAAAGGAUGGAGUCGUAGAUGCCUGGUAUGAAGGAAUUAAAAAUUGGGGAGGUUGGGGAAAGGGGUUUCAUUUGGGAGUAGUUUGUAUGUUUUAUUUUGCUUAAUCUUACUUUUUUCUCUUAGCAUUUUCAAUAAAAAACACUUUCAAACAAGGAAA
Molecule: messenger RNA, 2004 nt
Organism: Acanthochromis polyacanthus (spiny chromis)
Lineage: Eukaryota; Metazoa; Chordata; Actinopteri; Pomacentridae
Gene: srsf1a
Product: serine and arginine rich splicing factor 1a
Exons: 5
Coding region: 250-987 (245 amino acids)
Cellular component (GO): nucleus; cytoplasm; ribonucleoprotein complex
Molecular function (GO): mRNA binding
Source: RefSeq, a predicted model, not a curated record